Molecule: messenger RNA, 711 nt
Organism: Helianthus annuus (common sunflower)
Lineage: Eukaryota; Viridiplantae; Streptophyta; Magnoliopsida; Asterales; Asteraceae
Exons: 1
Coding region: 1-711 (236 amino acids)
Source: RefSeq, a predicted model, not a curated record
AUGUCAGUUUCUCAAUCUCAAACUUCAACAAUUACUACAUCAAAUUCGAAUCCAUUUCAGAAUGUUAUGAAUCUAAUGCCGAUCAAACUUGAUGAAACAAAUUACCUGAACUGGAAGCAUCAAAUAACUCUGAUUUUGAAGACAUUAGGUCUUCUUCAACACCUUAAUAUCAAUUGUGAUCCACCGGAAUCUGAGGAAGCUAGAACUGCUUGGGACAAAUCAGAUGCAUAUGUAUCAGCUUUCAUCUCUGCAAACUUGACUUCAUCGCUGAUUCAUUUGGCUCGUGAUUCUUCUAGAUCUGCAGAGUUAUGGCAAAAACUUGAAGAGUUGUUUACACAACAGGUAUUCGCUAAUCAAAAUUACAUUCAAACUCAGUUUCAUUAUUUAAAACAAGGAGAUAAAUCAGUGAUUCAUUUUUGCGAUGAGGCAAAAAGUUUAUUUGAUCAGUUGAUUGCUCUAGGUGAUCCAAUCACAGAGCAAAGUUUGAUAUUACAAAUCCUAAAUGGUUUACACUCAGAUUUUCGAAUGUUUGUCACAAAUAUUGAAAAUUCAGAUUCAAAACCAACAUUCUCUCAACUCAGAGCAAAAUUGCUGACCUUUGAAUCUUGUCUAAAACAAAGUCAAGUCUUACACUCUGUUCCAAUAGCUGCCAUGGCAGCCAUGACUGUACAACCACCUCCACCACACACACUGAUUCCUCUUCUCAAAUGA